AUCUCUUCAGCUUUGGACACUUGUUCACUAGCUGCCCGGCAGCCCAGAUGCAUAAAAGCAAGUGUGCGUGUGCCUGCGUGUGGGGAGGAAGCGAGGAAUGGCGGAUGGGCGAGAAAAUAACCCUUCCCCACUGCCUACAGCCGGCGCGACAGGGGCUGGUGGCGUUGGUGGCACUCCGUGUCACCUACCACCGAUGAUAAUUACAGUCGCAGCAGAGCCAGGAGGCGAAGGGGGGAAGGCAGCGCAGGGGGGAAGGCUAAAAGCUUCUGCUCAAUCCUCUCGAAAAUAAUGAAACCAACUCCGCUGGCCCCGCGCACCCGAGCGGCUCUGCCCGCUCCUACCACGGUCACCCCCCGGUCCCCCGGGGCGAACGGAGGGAGCGGCCGGGGCAGCCCCCGCAGCCUGGGCGGGCGAUCCGGGGCCGCGGGGGCAUCCCCGGGCAGCGGCAGCCCUGGGGCUGUCCUGGGGCCCGGCAGCCCACGGCCCGCGGGACCUCCCUCGGCCUCGGGCAGGGCACCCCGGCCCCGGCCGCCCCAACUUUCCUGGAGCCGGCGGGGAGAGGGGAACAUGGCUUCUGUCCGCUCCGAGCCUCCGCCGGGAGGGAGCAGGAGGGGGGAAAAGGGGGUACCCAAUAACACAGGGAGAAGGAGCGCAGCGGAGAGGAGGAGGAGGAGGAGGAGGAGGAGGCAGGCGCUGCUCCGGGGCGCCCGUUCCUGCAGCUGCUCGAGCCCGGAGUAAUUGCGCUCCCAUGUUCACCAUCACCAUAAAUUCACCUAUCUCCAUCCGAAACACACUCACAAAAAGAGAGAGAGAAGGAGAAAGAGGCGCCGGGAGCCCUUACCGUGCUCAGAAACUACCUCUGCUUGCAGCUCUUCGUCCGAUUUGAGAUGCUGGGGUUUCGCUUGCUUUCGACGAGACAUGCUGCUAACUGAGCCGUCUUGACUCUGUUUUUUGCAGAGGCAUCAGCGACGUGGAGGUGGC
This is a messenger RNA of Poecile atricapillus (Black-capped chickadee), 981 nucleotides long. It is a transcript of the gene PANO1, whose product is annotated as proapoptotic nucleolar protein 1. NCBI's taxonomy places the organism in Eukaryota, Metazoa, Chordata, Aves, Passeriformes, Paridae. Bases 289 to 738 code for a protein of 149 amino acids. The transcript is spliced from 2 exons. The record is from RefSeq and is a predicted model, not a curated record.